UUUUCUUGUUCUGUGUUUGCUUUGUUUGACUGUGGUUUCUUGUGAAAGUUUUGUCAUAAUUGAACACAGCUCAGGGUUUUACUUUUCAUAGCUGUUUUCUACUUUCUUUCUGAUAUUUUGUUGGGUUUUUGCUUUGUUUCUUGCAUGAAAAUGUAAGUUCUUUUUCCCCAUUUUCUUUUUUUGGGCCAAGGAGGGUGAGUGAUGUGGUGGGCAGAGGGGCCAGUGGGGGGGUCUUUUGUUUAAUUCUUUCCAAAUUAAUGUGAAGAUAAUGUUUGAUAGAAUCUUAUUGGGUAGACAAAGUGUGUGAAUCACAUUCAGCAGAGUGGGAGAAAAGGUGAAGAAGUUUAAGAGAGGAUUUUGAAGGAUGAAUGAUAGCUCAGCUAGAGAAAUGAAUGAGAGACAACCUCAAAGGCCUUGUGGUUGUGUGGGCAUUUUCUUUCAGCUCUUUGAUCAGAACCGUGGAUUUGCCAAGAAGCUGUUUCCAAAGAAACUGCUUUCACCAGCUUGCUUGAAACAAGCUUCAAAAAAGUUUGAGGGGAUGAGAAGCAGCCAAAGCUUCAUUUGAUUGCUGAUGAGAACAGUGGGGGUUUUCCAAAUGCAAAGAAUAAUGGAAUGACCGAUACACGUUGUGAAAGCAAGCGCGAAAUGAAAGCUCCAAGUUUGGUUGCUAGGGUCAUGGGUUUGGAAUCGAUGCCAGCAGGAUCAGGCAGUAAGCCCCAAAAGGCUUCAGCUUCUGAAACUUGGAGCAAUGUGGCAGACAAACUUGGUGCUCGACCUGGCAGAUCUGAUAAAGAAGAUAUUGAUUUUGAGAUGGCCGAAAUAAAGAAUUCAGAACCAGGUUUGGAAAGGUUUAGAGCUAAAUGUGCUCUCACUUAUCCUACUAGAUAUUUUUCUACUUUGGAAGAUGAAGAAGAUUUAGUUGGGAAUUCACUUGAUCACCAUUCAACUGACAGCUACCUCUCCAGCAGUCCCAAUAGUAGCUCAAAGGACAAAGUGCUUGCUGAAUCAGUGGACUCAGUUGAUGAUGAACCACUCUUUCCACAACCUGAUAGAGAUCUUUCGGAUUGUGAGACCUCAUUAUCCACCAGGAG
Capsicum annuum is the source of this 1091-nucleotide messenger RNA. RefSeq lists its product as uncharacterized. The record is from RefSeq and is a predicted model, not a curated record. NCBI's taxonomy places the organism in Eukaryota, Viridiplantae, Streptophyta, Magnoliopsida, Solanales, Solanaceae.